This is a messenger RNA of Plasmodium yoelii, 4119 nucleotides long. Its product is annotated as acyl-CoA synthetase, putative. Lineage: Eukaryota; Apicomplexa; Aconoidasida; Haemosporida; Plasmodiidae. The coding region runs from base 1 to 4119 and encodes 1372 amino acids. Gene Ontology annotation, molecular function: medium-chain fatty acid-CoA ligase activity; thiamine pyrophosphate binding. Gene Ontology annotation, biological process: fatty acid metabolic process. The record is from RefSeq and is a predicted model, not a curated record. The transcript has a single exon.
AUGUUGGAUAAAGAAAAUACCUUGAAGAAUUUCCUCAAUCUCGAAAACAUAAACGAUAGAUAUAUUACAGAUCUGAACACAAAUAAAAAAAGGUUUUCUUAUGCUGAAUUAUGUGAAGAAAUAGAAAAAUUUCGAAAUUUUUUUCAAAGUAUAAAUAUAAAAAAAGGAGAUGAAAUAUCUAUUAUUUUAUUUAACAGUAUAGAAUAUGUAUUGACAUUUUUAAGUAUCAAUUUUAAUCAUAAUAUAUGUUUACCACAAAAUACGAAUUUAAAAAAAGAAGAAUAUGAAAGAUAUUUGGUUAACAAUUGCAAGUAUAUAAUUGUUCAUGAUUAUGAUGAAAAUGAUGAUAAUUAUGCAAGUAUAAAAAAAAAACAUGGAUAUUAUAAAAAUGUCCUUAAUUCGUUAGAAGAAUUAUCAAAAGAGCAUAAUAUAGGGUUAAUAAAAAUCAAGAAAAAUAGUACAAAACCUUAUUUCACAUACUCAUAUAUACCAAAUGGCAAAGAUGUAGAAAAAAGCGAAAUAGGAAACAACGAAAUAGGAAAACAAGAUAAUGUUAUAAAUAAUUCCGAAUCGAAUAAAGGUAUAUGUCUACACUUACAUACCUCUGGAACAACAAGUAAAGUAAAAAUUGUUCAGUUAACUAAUAAUAAUAUAAAAACAACCAUAACAAAUAUUGUAAAUUCAUAUGAUAUAAAUAAAAAUGAUAACACAAUUAUAGUUAUGCCUUUAUAUCAUGUACAUGGAUUAAUCGGCGUAUUAAUGCCAAUUCUAUUCUCUAAAGGAAAUAUUUUAUUUCAAUUAGGACACUCAUUUAGUGCUUCUGAAUUUUGGAACAAUAUAAUGGAAUAUAAUAUUAGCUAUUUUUCUGCAAUACCAACAAUAUUAAAAAUUUUAUUAUUGAGAUAUGAAAAAGAUUAUUUAAGAAAAGAUAGUGAUGGAAAAAAAGUUCAACAUAAAUUACGAUUUAUUCGAACUUCCAGUUCAUAUUUAGAUGAAUUAUUAGAAAAAGAAAUUGAAGAAAAAUUUGAAACACAAGUUUUUCAAGCAUAUGGUAUGACAGAGGCAUGUCAUCAAGUUAGUUCAAAUAAAUUAAUAAAUAGUGAUAAUAAUAAAAAUAAAAUAUGUAUGAAAAAAUUAAAAAGUGUAGGAAUACCAAAUGUCGGAGUUGUAAUAUAUGAUAGUGAAAAAAAAAAAGUAUGUGAUUAUAAUACUUUAGGAGAAAUAUGUAUUAAUGGAAAAAAUGUUAUGUAUGGUUAUAAAGAAAUAAAAGAUAAUGAACAUAUAUAUGUAUAUGUUAAUACAAUAAAAGAAAAAACACAAUAUAUGAUAAAUAAUAAAUUUUUAGAAAUAUCAGAAAAUGUACCUUUUUUUAAAACUGGGGAUAUAGGAUAUAUUGAUGAAGAUAAUUUCCUUUUUUUAUCUGGUCGAAUUAAAGAUAUAAUAAACAGAGGUGGUGAAAAAAUAAUUCCAAACGAAAUAGAUGAUGUUCUAAGAACCCAUCCAAUUAUACAAGAUUGUUUAACUUUUGGAUCAAAAGAUGAUGUAUAUGGCGAAAUUAUAAAUGCUUCAGUAAUAGUUAAAGAUAUCUAUUUAGAAGAUAACAAUAAAAAUAACAAUAAAAAUAAAUAUAUAGAGAGUGAAAGUGAAAAUAAGCUUAAUUCAGGAAGUCUAAAAGAGGGCAAUAAAAUGAUUGAAAAUAAUGAUAAUUCCAAGGAAGAAACUGAAUUUGAUGUAAAUAAAAGUAUCGAAUUAAAUUUAAAUAAUUUUCAUAAAAGAUAUGAACUAACAGAACAUAUGAGAAAAGAAUUAGCUGAUUUUAAAGUACCUAAAAAUAUAUAUUUUGUUAAUAAUUUUUUAAAAACAGAUACAGGUAAAAUAUCACGAAAAAAAGUAUCUGAAGGUAUUGAACUUAUAAAAAAUAAAGAUAUUCCAAUUUUUGAUAUUAUUGCAAUAAUUUUAAAAAAAUAUAAAAUAGAUCAUAUAUAUGGAGUAUAUGGUAUACCUAUAAAUAAAAUAAUAAAAAGUUUGAUUAAAAAUAAAAUAUAUUAUAUUAGUUUUAGAAAUGAAAUAAAUGCUGCUAUAAGUUGUAAUUAUGUAAAUUAUUUUAGUACAAAAAAACAAAAAAAAGUUGGAAUCAUUUUUGUAUGUUCUGGUCCAGGAUUUAUAAAUACAAUUAGUGGUUUAUAUAAUUCAAAAAUAAAUAAUUUACCUAUGGUAUUAAUAUGUUUUGAAAAUUAUAUAGAUAAUAAUUUAACUCUUUUUGAAAAAUAUAAUAAUUUUCAAUAUUUUCCACAAUUUAAUUUUUUAAAUAAAUCUAAAGAAAUAUGUAAUUCAGUAUAUCAUGCAAAUUCUUUAGAUACAUUUUCUGAACAAUUUAAUAAAGCUAUAAAUCAGGCUAUUAAAUAUAAGGUCCCUGUUUAUUUAAAUUUAGAUUAUAAGAUGAUUAGUCAGACUGUAAAUAUUGAACAAGCUUUUCAAGUAUUAGAAACAGUUUCGAAAAAUGUUAAUCUAUAUUUUGAUCAAAAUAUAAAAACAGAUCUACUAAAUGUCGAAAUAAAUCAAAAUGAUGAAAUAAUGGAAAAAUUUAUAAAUUUAGUAAAACGUAUCAAACAAAUUUAUAAAUCUAAUAGUAAGGGUGUUAUUUUUGUAGGAUCAAAUUGUAAUAAUGGAAUAAAAUAUGUUUUAAAAUUAUCCAAACUUUUGAAGAUUCCAUUAUAUACUAAUACAAUGGGAAAAAGUUUCUUAAAAGAAAAUUAUAUUUAUAAUGUAAAUUCUUGUAAAUCUUUUGUUUUUAAUAAUUUAGAUUUUUGCAUUUCCAUUGGAAGCCCAUAUAAUUUUUAUUUUAAUUUUGGAAAUUUCCCAAUGUGUAAAAAGGAGAAUAUGAUAUGUAUCGAUUUGAACAACGUCGAAGAGGCUGAAAAAAAUGACGGGAAAAAUGGUGGAAAAAAUGGUGGAAAAAAUGGCGGGCAAAAUGACGAAAAAAUUAGUCAUUUCUUUUUUCAUGAUUUAUAUUUUAUUUUAAAAAAAUUAUAUUUUACUAUAAAAGAGGACAGUACAUUAUUAGUAAAUAUGGAUAGUCGACAAGAUUGGAUUAGUAUUAUAAACAAAGAAAAAAAAAAAAAUAUUUACAAAAUAUGCACAAAAAUUGCAACCCAAUAUUUUGGUAAAAAUAAUAACACAUUUACUAUGGAACAAGCUUUUCUAAUUUUGCGAAAUAUCUUAAUUAAUUAUUAUUUUACUCAAAAUGAUAUUCCAAUAGAAUAUAAAAAAUAUUUUAUAAAUUAUUUUCAACUACUUAGUGAAGAUCAAAUUCAAGCUCAUGGCUUAUCUGAUAUUAUAUAUAUAUCAGAAGAGGAAAAAAAAACAGUAAAAGAUAAUAAAAAAGUAAUAUCAGAAGAGCUAAUAAAUAACAAUUUUGAAAAUGUUAAUUGGGAUCGUUUUCCAGAAAUUGAAGAAGAUUGUGAUUUGGAUUACACUAGUUCGGAUGAAGCAGAAAAAAAUAAUAAUGUUGAAAAUAGUAGCAAAUUUUUAAAUAAAAAAGUUAAAAAACGAAUAAUAAUUACAAAUGAAGGGUCUAUAUCAUUAAUAAUGGGAAUUUUAUAUUUACCAAAAUUUGGAUUAUAUAAUUAUGUAAUUCCACAAAUAAAUGGAAUGAUGGGAGUUUCAAUGAAUGCUGCUAUUUCUGCUUCUUUAGAAAAUAAAAAUAAUAUAAUAUUUUCAAUUUUAGGUGAUUCAUCUUUUGGUUUCACUUGUAAUGAAAUCGAAACUAUUUGUCGACUAAAAUUAAAAAUUGUUAUUAUUGUUAUAAAUAAUAAUGGAAUAUAUGGAACUAGAGAUUUUCAAAUAAAACCAAAAAAUGAAAUUAAAUAUGUUAAUAAUAAAACAUUAGAUUCUCAAUUUUAUUUAGACAAUCCAUCAGCUUUAUAUCAUUUUAGUAAAUACGAAAAUUACAUUACUGCUCAUGGAGGAUAUGGUGUUUUUAUUGAUUCUAAAGAAGAAUUAAUAAAACAGAUGAACUAUAUUAUUAGUGAUAAAUUUGAUCAUUUUCCAGUUUUACUUAAUAUACUUGUUGAAGAUACUGGUUCUGUUCAUUUUGAUGCUGAUAAAUGUAUUUUAUAA